Messenger RNA from Aegilops tauschii subsp. strangulata, 808 nucleotides. The record is from RefSeq and is a predicted model, not a curated record. NCBI's taxonomy places the organism in Eukaryota, Viridiplantae, Streptophyta, Magnoliopsida, Poales, Poaceae.
UGUAUUGUGUAGUAUAUACUCUAUUUUAUAAGAGUGUACACAUGAAGUGAAUAUUAACAAGCUAAACUACAUCAUUAACUUUCAAGUGAAUAUAAGUCAGGCUGCAGGUGGGACUCCCCGUGGGCGUCCCACCUCGACCCACUCCGUCCCAUUAGAAAUUGGUGGGUACAGGGGGACAAGCCACGAAAACUUAGCAGAGUUAAGUGGGUAGAAGUGGGAGUCCCGCCAAAUGAACCAAUCAUCAAGAAAAUGGAUGAACGUAACAAUAAGCAAUAGGGUAAGAGAAUGCCAUGGAGCUUGCCCUUGUCAUCCUCGCGCCGAGGUACCCAUGUUCUGUUCUGCGCCCGGCUGGUGGCGACGAAGCUGCCCAACUACUGCGCGUGACUAGCCGCGUUCGUGCCGGAGAUGCUGCCGGGCCCGAGCUACAACGCGGAGAAGAUCUUCGACACGGUGGUGCGGCAGACGCGGUGCCACCUCACCAGCUGCAGGAACAAGGACGAGAUCCUGGCGAGGCUCCACAAGAUCGAGGCCGACGAGCAGAAGUACACGGAGGGCGUGGAGCAGCACCAUCGCGGAGAAGGCAGCACUGCUGGGCGGGCAGCUAGGGGCAGCACUAGGCCAGGAUUACAGGCGGCGCUGGGCGGUGCUGGGCGAGUUCUUGGAGGAGCUACUGCUGUUCCUCGCGCCGACGGACGUCGUGGACAUCCACGCCGAGGUGCUCGGCACCGGCGGCGAGUUCAUGACGCAGCUAUGGGUGCUGCUCGCCCACGUCGGCGUGCUCGACUGCCCGGGACCCAGUACCACCACA